This is a messenger RNA of Oryza sativa Japonica Group (Japanese rice), 3428 nucleotides long. RefSeq lists its product as uncharacterized. Lineage: Eukaryota; Viridiplantae; Streptophyta; Magnoliopsida; Poales; Poaceae. Gene Ontology annotation, biological process: protein deubiquitination. The record is from RefSeq and is a predicted model, not a curated record. Gene Ontology annotation, molecular function: cysteine-type deubiquitinase activity.
UCUUCCUCUUCCGACCUCUUUCCCUCUCCACCUCCCCCUCCCUCCUUCCCGCGCGCCGGCCCGCCGCUUCCAGAAACUUCCAGAAUGGAAGCGCGGCCACCGCCGCCGCCGCCGUACGUCUUCCUCCGCCUUCUCGAGUGGGCCCCACCUCCCCUCCCCUCUCCCUCUGGCGGAGGUGGGCCCCACCACCCCAAACGCCCCAAUCCAAGUCACGCAACCGCCUCCUCCCCUCAGCUCCCUUCUCCGGCCAACGGCUACAUUUCCCUUCUCUCCUCGGAGACUUGCUCCCCACGCCAUCUCAUCCCCCUCCCACCACCCACCACGCAAGCCGCCUCCUCCUCCGCUUCGGCAUUUCGCCGAACACCUCGCGCGCGCGGGGGCGCGGCGUCGUGAGGCGUCCCGCACGGGCGCCGCACCUCCACCCAUGGCUGGCGUCGGGGAGCCGCGGCGGAGCCCGAGGAAGAGCAACCGGGACUGGCUGGACUGCGACCGGCGGUUCGCGCAGCAGGCCGACGGGGUGAUCCUCCAGGUGCUCCGCCGGAGCCCGGACGCGGUCGAGCGCGCGACGCAGCUCAUGUGCCGCUACAAGAAGUCGCCGCUCGCCUACGCCAUCCUCGCGGAGGCGUGGCUCGCGUCCGGGAAUCUGGUCAUGGCGAAGACUCACCUCAGGAGCGCGACGGUGCUCGCCCCGCGCUGCCCGUACAUCUCCUUGGCGCUCGCCGCGGUGCUCGUCCGCAUGGGAUCCUGGGAAGAGGCGGUGCGCGAGUGUGCCCGCGGCCUCGGCGCGUGGAUGCCCACCGACCCGGCCAGGCACUCCCCCUUGCCGGAAGACAGCAUCAACGCCAUCGUCAGCUCCCCAAAGGUCAGCAGCAAAGGAUUGCCGUCGAACGAGAAAGAAUCCGCCUGCUGCGUUUCCGGGCCGAGAAGGGCAAGGGAAUCGUGGCUCCAAUUGCGUCGGUGGCGCCCAAGUGGCCGCCGGAGAGCGCCGACCUCGACCAUGCUCGCCAUCGCUGGAGCCGCAUGAGCGAGGAGGAGCGGCAAGCCUUCCUCACGGUGAGUUUUCAAGAUAUGAAGUCGCAUUUCCUUUCAAGAUCAGGAACGUCGCGGUGGCAGACGAGACGUGCGCUCUCAGGUGCUGAGGAGCUCGUCAACGGGUGUGGGUCGUUUUCGUAUCGGCUUUGCCCUUUCUGCUUCGUCAUCUUUGUGGAUGCUACGGAGUUCAUGUCGCACAUCGACAGCUUCCACAUUGCGGGUUGCAAGAAAGAAUUGCGGUCAUCAAUGCCUGAAAGAGUAACUGGCUGUGAGAUGGAGCUUCUCAAAUCAUGGAGAUGGGAGCCGAUGCCAAGCGAUGGAGAUGAUUUGGCAGAGAGGGCAUUGAUCUUGAGCAAGCUUAAGAGCAUUGUUUCUUGGCUCAUUGAUAAGGAUGCCGUUUCUCUCAGCCUUCUGUACAUCAUGUACAAGUUCAUCAUGAGCCGGGUCAGGCCAGUAAAACCUUCUGUGAUAUCCAUGUGCGGCUCCUGCGGGAUUGGACAGUUGAGUUCUGCGCACCUCAAGGAACUGCUUGAUUUGCUUAAGUGGCUUCCACAUACCCAUACAGACUAUAAACAAGAGAACCAGAAGGAUUCGCUUGGUUUGGCUACAUGGAUGGAAGAGUCAGGCACCUUGUUUUUUGAUUAUCGGAAGAAUGCUUCAAGAAAAACUGAUGAUUCUAGCCAGCCAGAUGAAUUUUUUGACUGGCUAUUCUGCGAAUCUUUGCUUGAGGAUCGCUGUGAAUCAUGGCUUGGCAUGCGGGAAAAAUGUGUUAAUCUUGGACCUGCCAUCUUUAAAAAGAUAACUGAAGAAUUGGAUAAACUGAAGCUGAAAUGCAGCUCAUGUGAAGAACUAAAACAAAAAGGAGGUGUAUAUUUCCUUCCUAAGGCCAUCCUUGAGAGUGAUAUUGACAUCGAGCCUUAUUUUUAUGAUGGGAUUGGCUCUGUACAGACUGAAAUGCUAUUAAUUGAUGCUGAGGUGGAUUACCAGAAGAAAAGGCUUUUGGAAGCCUGUAAAGUGGAUUAUCUUGCAGCCAUUUUACCUAUUGCAAAGUCUUACCUUUGGGCCAAAUUGAAUAAUAACCCCCCUGAGAAGGUUUUACCUCUUCCUCCACCAAAUGGUCUUCAACUACAAGCUCCUUUGAAUGUGAUUCUCCGGUCUUUGUGGCACAUAAGGCGAUUCCAUGAUACUCUCCAGAAGAUUCCACGUGAAUGUCGUGAUGUUACAGUUGGAGACUUUCAAAUUGAGAAGGAAUUGCUUGAAAUCUUUGAUUCUUGGGAUCUUGUGAAAGACGGCAAACCAUGUGAACCAAGUGGUUCGACGAGAUUUGCAGAUUUUACAAGUUCUCUGAUAAAAAAGAGUGGAAAAAUGACUGCAUCCAAAAUUGUGAAAAGCCUUUUUCAGAGGCUGCACUCGUCACAUACUCCUUUGCAUUUUGAGUUCAGGGGUGAAACUUCGGAACUGCAAACACCAACCGAGCCAAGUUUAGUGGGUUGUAUAUGCCUAGUGCAUGAUCUCUUUGGGUUACACCUUUAUGAAAAUAAAUUCAACUGUCUGAAUAUGGUGCACACCAAAUUUGCGUACUCUAUUGAAUUGGGCGCUGGAGGAGAAACUAAGUUCAAGUCUUUCAGCGAACUCUUGGUAGCUAGAGAGUCCAGGAAUGGAAGUGUUGGGCAGAAGGUUGCCCAGUACUCUCUUUUAUGUCCACCACGUUUGUUCAUGACCGUUUUUGAUUGGGAGGAUAUCAAUGGGAGCUACAAUAACAUGCAUGAAGUAUUGAUCAGCUUAGCAACAGAGUUGGACAUUAGUCAUAUCUACAGAGGUCUGCAUUCAGGAUGCAUGUAUACUCUGGUUUCUGCGGUAUGCUGUGACGAUCAGAGGCAAUACCGCUGCUUUGCUCGUGAGAAGAACAGGUGGAUCAUAUAUGAUGGCAGCACAGCCGAGCCUGCUGGAUCCUGGCAAGAGUCAAUCGAGCGGUACCGUCAGUCCAAACUCCGCCCGGAAAUCCUCUUCUUUGAGCGUGUUGAGUAGCAUGGUCGUCGUUGUACUGUUGCUGGGAUCGAGAAUCGGCACGGCACCCACUGGACAGUGCCUUGACGGCCUUGAUCCAUCAUCUGCACUGCGUUUGGAGCAUCGAAAAAAAGUUCAAUGUUUCAUGUGUCUGUAGAUUGGUAACCAUUGAGAAACUUGCAUAGGCGAGAGAUCGGCAUUUCUUUGCUGACUUAGAUCAUUUUUUUUUAGAUAAUGUGCUGACUUGGAUCAUGUAGGCCUGAUCUGUUUUUUUGUUCUUCUGGUUUGCUUCUGCAAAUACGGAUACUGAUGUAUAUGCGUUCCGGGUUUUUACAUGGUACUAAUCUGAAAGAAAAAAAAAAGAUAUAAUGAUGCACAGUUUUGUUAAA